This is a messenger RNA of Clarias gariepinus (North African catfish), 2111 nucleotides long. RefSeq names its product neuron-derived neurotrophic factor, like (gene ndnfl). NCBI's taxonomy places the organism in Eukaryota, Metazoa, Chordata, Actinopteri, Siluriformes, Clariidae. Gene Ontology annotation, biological process: extracellular matrix organization. Gene Ontology annotation, molecular function: protein binding. Bases 124 to 2031 code for a protein of 635 amino acids. The record is from RefSeq and is a predicted model, not a curated record. The transcript has 5 exons.
AUAGGUCCCGCCUCCGCCUUCGCGUCAUCCCUGCAUCAUUCAGUGUGACACAUUCAAUGAAGUGCCAUUGCUGGCAGUGGCCUGAGGUUAUCCCUUUACAGAUCUUUACCUGAUGUAAAAAUAAUGAGUGUACUGUGGAGAAUGUGUCUGGCCCUGAUGCUCGUCCCAUACUGCAGUUUCUCGACUGAAAACGAGGUCCCACUGCAUACAACUACCUGGCUGAGUGAAGGCAAAAACACACUUGUCCACCUGAGUAGAGGACACACACGACGGUUCCAUUUUAUACUGAGGAAGAAGACGACAGCACUGAUGCUCACAGUUUCUCCCUGUUCAGGACGCAUAGAGUGGAGUCUGACUGCAACCACACUGAAAGACAAACCUGCCAAGGAUCAGUACUGGAGCUUUAAGAAGAGCGAACCUGAAGUGUGGUGGAGAAAAUCAGCAGGUGAGAAGACACUUCACACUUACGCAGGCAACACUGUGGACACCUACCAAGGUCCUGCGCUUCACCUGGUCUCGGUCUAUUCACUGAGGAUAAAAUCAACACAGGAAGAUACACAUGCACAAGUAUAUGUUCAUAAAGGACCUGCAUUGUGGGGGUUGUUUCCAGAGUUGCCUUUUGACUACAGAGUGCACUUGCUCGGAGUGGGGAUGAGCAGUGUAACACUGACCUGGAGCCCAAGUCCAUCUGUCACUGAAGCACCACACACACACACAAAUAAACGGCUGUAUGAGCACUGCGUUACCAUAAAUCGCAAACACAACUACAGGAGCCUUUGCGCUGCCCAAGAGGAGAAAGGAGAGAUGAAAGUCAAGUUGAAGAAAAAGACAAUGGUCAAACUGGACAGAUUUGACAAGCUUGUGUGUGUUUGUAAAGAUGUAGAAAAUGUCUGUACCAUCGCUGACCUUCUCCCAAACACACUGUAUUACUUUGAUGUGUUCGUUAUUGACAGAAUAAAUGGCACCAGUGCAGCAUACACAGGAGCGGUUGCACGCACACAUGCAGAAUCACACGCUUCUGCAGAACUGCGGGUGCACACAGAGCCCUACAGAGAACCAUGGACACAUAGCGUGUCCUCACUGAGAGAGGGCCAGGUACAGUGGCUCACAUUGCGUUCAGGGGCAGAUGAGAAAAGGAGUUUCUCUUUCCGGCCACGUGGAGGACAGAGGAAUGGCCUGCUCACACUGCUGAGUUGCAACAACACACACACACUCUCACACACACUCUAUGUUUCAGUCUCAGCCCGAGGAAAUGAGCUGACAUCACAGAAAGUAGAAGACAAACUUAUCCAAAUUUGGUUGCAGGGGUUCUCAUCCUACCUGAUCCAGCUUCAACUCUCUGCCCGAAACACACAUGCAGCAGAGAAAGAAGAGACUGUGUGUGUAAAAAUGCAGGCAGCGUCUGCAUUCCACCGCCGGGGGGCACCAGCACUCCCACACACCCUCACCAUUAAAAGUUUUAACACAUUGCGCACCUGCACCUCUGUAACCCUUGCAUGGAUGGGAACCGAAGAACGAGGAUUAUACUGCCUCUAUAGACGCAGAGCAGACGAGCAGAGUGAGAGAAGUGGAGAUGGAGUGAUACAGGUUAUACAGAGGAGUGAGCCAGAUAGAGAUGGAGUGAUACACCAUGGACAAAUGAGUGAGAGUGGUGGAGACAGAGUGACACGUGGUGGACGGAGGUGUAAGACAGGACAAACCAGAGUGGUAUGGCAUGGACUAAAGGGUGAGACGGGUGGAGAAAGAAAGGUAUCUUGUGAAAAAAAGAGCGAGACAGGUAAAAACCGAGUGAUGCCCCAUGAACAAAAGAGUGAUACAGACCCUUGCUUAGCACCAGAGUCCCGCCCUCCUGAUCAACGUGUGCUCUGUAAAUACUUCCAGGAACUUGACGCACGACGUGCUGUUACUACGGAAACAGUGGGAGGGCUGGAGGCAGGGACACUAUAUACUUUUGAUGUUUAUCUGAUGAGACGAUGGGCAAUUCCGCUUAAAUACAACAGUAAGACAGUGCGAACCAGGAGAGACUGCUGAGAAACAUUCACACAGAAGACACACUGGGUACUCAGCUGUUGUUGCUGUUGUAAUGAUGUGGUUAAUAGGAGUUUAAACAG